AUGAAACACGUCUCAGUGGGACCUACAGGAAUCUGGGGAGUCGACAGUUCAGACGAAGUCUAUAAAUAUGGUGGCGGUGAUUUUCUUCUCUCCCAAGGCUGGACCUGUGACCUGGGUCCACAGCACUCUGGUGCGACACAGAUCGAUGCUGGACAGGGACAAGUUGUGAUGACAAACGACAAGUCUGAAGUGUUUUUUCUGAGUGGAUCGACGUGGGCCAGACUGGGUUCAGUCCCCCUCAAACACGUCUCAGUGGGAUCUGCAGGAAUCUGGGGAGUCGACAGUUCAGAAAAAGUCUACAAAUAUGUAGCUGGCGAUUUCAUUCUAAUGAGUGGCCAGAGCUUGAUUCAGCUGGAUGCAGGAGGUGAAGGGCAGGUGGUCGGAGUCAACAGCUCUGCUUCCACUCACUGUCUGAAGAGUGGCUUUGCUUCAGCCUUCAACCAAGUUGCCUCUAUGAGCUGGGACAGUAUUGAGACGAACCUGCUUUAUAUCAGCUGCAACGCCCAUGGAUGCUGGACAGUGAUGCCAUCCCACAAAAUCUUCUUUAUGAAAAUUGAGCCUGAUUCCUGUGAGACGACCAACUGGAAGGCUGUGAACGGAGCAGCAUCGAUUGUUGAAGCUGGGACAGAUGGAUCCGUCUUCAUGAUAAACGAAGAGGGUCAGCUCUAUGAGAGAACUGGAAUCUCCUCUUCUUAUCCAGUGGGAACUGGUUGGACUCUAAUACCAAUGACCAGUAACAUGAGACACAUCAGCUACGACCAGGGCGUCCUGUGGGCCAUAAAUGACAUUGGUGCCAUCCUGACAUGCACAAAGAAAUGUGAUCACUGUCUUUGA
Salarias fasciatus (jewelled blenny) is the source of this 834-nucleotide messenger RNA. RefSeq names its product fish-egg lectin-like. The transcript has 5 exons. The coding region runs from base 1 to 834 and encodes 277 amino acids. NCBI's taxonomy places the organism in Eukaryota, Metazoa, Chordata, Actinopteri, Blenniiformes, Blenniidae. The record is from RefSeq and is a predicted model, not a curated record.